AUGAUUCUUUACUUUGCAAGAUUUUACUUGAAGAGUUCCAGAGAACUAAAAAGGUUAGAGUCAAUAUGUCGAAGCCCAGUCUUCUCUCACAUAUCAGAGACUCUCGAUGGACUGGACACAAUUCGAACAAGAGGCAGACAGAGAGAGUUUAUAGACAAGUUUUACAAGUAAGUUCGUGCAACUUUACAAGUGAGCUGGGAAACUCAAUUCAGGCUCGAGACGCAAAACUUUCAUAGUGCAGGGUUUAUUUUUGGCAUCUUAAAACAUUAUCCGUGAAAAACAGUCGUCCCUUCUCCCUUCCUUCCAUCAUAGCCAUUACCUUCUCCCCCCUCCCUCCCCCCCCACCACCUUCGUCUUCCAACGCUUUUAAAAUUGUAGACAUGGAAUGCUGGGUUGAUUGGGGCACUGAAUCUUAAAUUUUGUAUUCGGUCCCAGCCUCGAAUUAUUUUUGGCAUCUUAAAACAUUAUCCGUGAAAAACAGUCGUCCCUUCUCCCUUCCUUCCAUCAUAGCCAUUACCUUCUCCCCUCCCUCCCCCACUGAAUCUUAAAUUUUGUAUUCGGUCCCAGCCUCGAAUUCGCCCAUCUAUCUGAUCACUUUUUUUCGUUGGCGGUCUCGUGUCCAAAUGUUUUUUUUUCCUUUUAAUUUACAUUCUGUAUACCAAAUCUAUAAAUCUGUUUCGUUCAUCAUGGUGGUGGCACCCUCUGUGCAACGCUUAAGAAACUUGCUGCGCAGAAUUGACAUUUGAACUGGAGAUGAUUUACGUUGAUGUAUUUUCUUUCCCGUUGGACAGCUACCAAGACACUUAUACCCAGUCGUUCACGAUGGUGAUGCGGCGGUCUCCUCUCUUUCCUACCCCCACCCCUACCCCCUUCGCAACACUUUUUACGUUUUACUGAGUGAACAAAUAUUUAGACUCGAGAUGACUUAAGUUGAUCUAUUUUCUUUCCCAUUGGACAGCUACCGAGACACUCAUACCCAGUCUUUUGUCAUGGUGACGGCGAGUGGCAGAUGGUUCGGUGUUCGUCUGGAUGCAAUCAUUUCUCUUUUAAUAGGCUUAGUCGUCUCAGUGGCAGUUUUAGUAUCUCAAGAUGCUGGUAUGUAGAGUUUCAUCCGAAAUAAUUGCACCAUUUCACGCUCGUGUACACCCAAAAAAAUGUGAUAAAUAAGACUGUGAAAGAAUCUUUCCGCGCGUAGCUGGGAGACAAAAAGAAGUCGUUGUAGCCCAUUUCAUCACUAUCUUCAUGAGGACGAUUAACUUACAGAUAUUUUUUUCUAUUUAGCUUCCGCUGGGCUUUCUCUCGCUUACCUCAUUCAAACAGUGGCCCUGACGCAACACGCCGUCAGAAAAUCAUCAGAUGUCGAGAAUUUUAUGACGUCAGUUGAACGAGUUAUGACCUACACCAAGCUUGACUCUGAGCCUGGAUACCAAGUGGACACGCUUCCCCCGGAACACUGGCCACGCGAAGGAAAUAUCACAUUCCGCGACGUGUCGAUAACGUAUUACCCGGGGGGACCGAAAGCGCGGAGGAACAUCAGUCUUGACAUCAAAGGAGGCUCAAAUAUAGGUGUUGCAGGUCGCACGGGUGCCGGGAAAUCAUCUUUUGUAGCAGCUCUUUUACGCAUGCCCGAUCCUGACGGAGAUAUUCUCGUGGAUGGGGUUCAGAUAAAGAACAUUAAUCUCCGAACAGUUCGAGGAUGCAUAUCCGCUCUUGGCCAAACCCCGGUGCUUUUCAGUGGAUCAUUGAGGACAAAUCUGGAUCUUGUCAACCGCUUCAAAGAUGCAGAUCUGUGGCGAGUCUUAGAGGAUGUGCAACUGAAAGAUUUCGUACAAAGUCUUGAGGGACAAUUGGAUUACGAAUUGUUGGAAAAUGGAGCAAAUGUCAGUGUAGGAGAGCGGCAGUUGAUUUGUUUGGCUCGUGUUCUGUUGCAGUAG
Pocillopora meandrina is the source of this 1934-nucleotide messenger RNA. Lineage: Eukaryota; Metazoa; Cnidaria; Anthozoa; Scleractinia; Pocilloporidae. The record is from the annotation of a GenBank genome assembly.